Acanthocheilonema viteae is the source of this 471-nucleotide messenger RNA. The record is from the annotation of a GenBank genome assembly. Lineage: Eukaryota; Metazoa; Nematoda; Chromadorea; Rhabditida; Onchocercidae.
AUGGGAUGUCGGUUUUCGAGAACGAAUGAUAAAAGGACGGAAAUUACUUUCGACUCAACCGAUUUAGCAUCUAGAGCUAUAACUCGACCAUUAUUGGGCACUACCGAAAAUCUCGUUCGCUCUCAAUCGAUAGUAACAUCGAAUACAAAAGGAGUACUGAAUCCGACCACAGCAUCCGACAAAAGUGUUAACAGUAGUGAUCGUGAAAUGAUAACCACUCCUAUUGACUGUAUUAAAAGUGCUUAUUCAUUAGCACAUUGGGAUACGUCGAUUCGAUCAACUUUCUGUAAUCGAACUGCACCUAAACCAAAAAUAUCAUCAAUUAAAGAGGUUCAGGAAUCCAAUACUGUUUAUGUCAAUAAACCAAUAAGUCAAAUUGAAAGCACAAGCCAGAUUGAUUUCUUUCGAAUGCUCGAUGAAAAAAUCGCUCAAGGACCUGGUGAUUUAAUCGAUUCUGAUACUGAGAAAUGA